Molecule: messenger RNA, 7930 nt
Organism: Nematostella vectensis (starlet sea anemone)
Lineage: Eukaryota; Metazoa; Cnidaria; Anthozoa; Actiniaria; Edwardsiidae
Exons: 3
Coding region: 6145-7158 (337 amino acids)
Molecular function (GO): oligosaccharide binding
Source: RefSeq, a predicted model, not a curated record
CACUUCAUAUCACAAUGAUAAUGUACGCAUGGCCCUCAACAGAAACAAAAUAAAUAAAAGCUAUUAACAAAUCUGUUUACAGCGAAAUCUUUGACGAAACUAUUUACAAUAACAAUCCUUUGCUGAUUUAUAAACUUAUUUACAGUGUUGUGAUGUAUUCUCUUAGUUUUGCGGAGAAGGCUUGACUUGGCUUCUUUGAUUUCUAGUGGCAAUGCAUUCCACCUUUUAGCUGCUACAAACUUAAAGCUGUUUUUUGCUAAUGUAGUCCGAGCCUUUGGAAGUACUAAGUUAUGGUUUGCUGCAUUUUUAGUGUUCUUGUUAUGUACAUCACUACACUUAACGAACAUAUCUCUGUUCAUUGCCUUAAAGAGCAAAACAAGUUGUAGGUAGAUUAUUCUUUUGUCGAAUGGGACAAUAUUUAGUUCUUUAAAAAGUGGUUUUGAAGGUGCAUCCCAUUUCUUAUCGAGGAUAACCCGCGCACAUCGUUUCUGGAACUUGACCAUAUCGUCGAUGUGUUGCUUUUUGGUCUAGCCCCAGACGAUAGCACCAUAGUCUAAUAUUGGCUGUAUGAGCGAAUGGUAGAACAGGGUUCUUGCUUUAAGUGACAGGAAUUUAUUUGUCCUUUUUAACAAGCCUAGUCGCUUGGAGAUCUUAUUGUGAAUGUAAUUGAGGUGGUUGUCCCAGGUUAAGGAGUUGUCUAAUCUUAUGCCAAGCAGUUUAACUUCAUUGACACAUUCAAGCUGGCCAUUUUCUGUGCUGACUGUCAAAUCCUUUCCUGUCAAUGUGCGCAACUUUGGCUUGCUACAGAUAAGCAUUGAUUUGGUUUUGCUUUGGUUCAAAACCAUUUUGUUUUCAUACGCCCAUCCAUUCACCUUUUUUAGCUCUUCAGUAAGAAUAGACUCAACCUCACUAACGCUACUUCCACUUGCGACUUGUGUUGUAUCAUCUGCAUAUAUCUCGAGUGCGUUGUUGGAGACUUCAAGUGGUAAGUCAUUAAUAAACAGGAUAAACAUUAAGGAACCUAAAAUCGAGCCCUGGGGAACGCCUGCAGUAAUGGGCUUCGAAUCUGAUAGCUGACCACUUAUUGUGACUUUCUGUUUUCGGUCUUCUAGAUAAGACUUGAACCAAUCUAGUGACUUUCCAGAGACGCCAUAUAUGGAGAGCUUCUUAAUAAGCGUGUCAUGGUCUACUAAAUCAAACGCCUUUCGGUAGUCUAUGAGUUUCAAGCCAGAUAUUAGUUCCUGAUCCAUAUUUCCAAUGAGAUAGUCAAUCAACUUUACUAGGGCAGUAUCGCACGGGUGAUAGGGACGGAAACCUGACUGGUUACUACUUAAUAGCUUUUGGCUGUUUAGGUAUUCAUAUAAGCAAACGUGUAUGUGUCAUUCAAUAACUUUGCAGACUUUCGCCUCUUUCCAGCGCGCAGGGAAUCGUCCAGUUUUAUACUUUGGUUGAUGAUCUUAGUCAACGAUGGAGCUAUGGCUGGGGCUGCAGCCCUUAAAAGGCGAGCACUUAUAUCGUCCAAACCUGUGGCUUUACACGUUUGUAGUUGAAGAAGAUAACCUUGCACAAAUUCUUGCAUGACGUUGGGUAUUUCAAAUUUAGUGCCACUCGGGAUUUUGCUAUCAACAAACCCUUUUAACUUUUCGAAAUCUGAGGUUGACAGCGUUCUCAUGUUGACAUUGCUAUUUCUGUAGGUGGCAGCAACGGAAACAAAAAACUCGUUAAAUGCAUUAGCUAUUUCACGUGGAUCUGUGAUGGUGGGUGUGUUACUUGCAUUGGCUCUUAGUUGCGAAGGUGACGGUUUACUUGUCUGCCCGAUAGCAAUUUUUAGAUGUCUCCAGAAUUCCUUUGCCGUUGAACUCUGUUCAAAUGACUUGUUGAAAUGAUUUCGUUUAGCUUCUGGGAUGGAUUGAAAAACGUUAUUUCGAGCUGAUAUAAAAGUUUCCCACGCAUCUGAGCCACAAUUACACUUUCGGGCUCUCUCUAGCAGCCUGUCGCGGUCUCUAAUGGCUGCGUAGAGUUCAGGCGUCAUCCAUUGUGGUUGGCUUUGUUUCUUUACACGCUUUCUAAUAAGAGGAGCAUGUAUAUCAGCGAUACUUAGGAAAGUCAGAUUCCAAUAAUCCACAGCGUCAUCAAGGUCAUCAAAGGUGUCCAGCACACUUUACGGGGCCUCAUCAAGGUCUUUUAGGAAGGCCUCCUCAUCCAGCUUCUUGCAGUCACGGUAGGAAAUAUAGACAUGGUUUUUAUCUGCUGCGCGAUCUUGUUUCUUUUUGUAUCUGCGCACAACGCACACUGGUAAAUAAUCUGAUAGUCCGAUGUUGCAUACCUUGGUCUUUGUGGUGCCCUGUGGCUGGUUAAUGUAAACGUGAUCCAAGCAAGCCUGGCUCUCUGGAGGAGUCACUUCAUUGAUGGUUUGAGUGAAACCAAGGCUGGUGAGGAACUUGAUUAGACGAUGCUUGUGGUUUUGCUGUUUGAGGAAGUUGAUGUUGAGAUCCCCCAGUAGUAGCACUUCUUUGUUGGUGAUGUACAUUUUUUCUAUGAGACCUUCUAGCUUAGCAUCCAUUUCAGCAGUUGAAUCAGGCACAAGAUAGACUCCGGCAAUAAUAAUUGGGCAGUUGGACUUGCACGGUAUCAUUUGAGUGCAAAGGAGCUCUGUGUCACUUGAUUCUAGAGUUGGUAAACGGGUAUGAGCCAUAGCGUGAGAUACGUACAUCAUUACUCCUCCCCUUUCCUUUCUAGUUCUAUCUUUCCGCUCAAUAUGAUAUCCAGGGAUCCCAUAUUCUUCGUUCGUGUGUGAGGAAUUCAGCCAUGUCUCGGUAAUAAUCAUCACAUCAAUCUCCGUACGAGGGUGUGUAAGGAUUUCUUUUAUUUGCUCGUAUUUAUCAUUAUUGAAGCUCCUCGCGUUCCAAUGACAUAUUCUUACACCAUUUUUGGACAGUGGAAUGCAUGGCAGAUGGACGUUAGUAGCGUGAUUUGUAGCUUGUGGACCUGGAUUAAGCUGGACGUCAUUUAAAUUCAGACCAGUAGUAGUGCAAUGGAGGCGUUUCUAAGUAAGUCUAAACAAACACGAGCCGGGGCAGUGAACGACGAUGGAGUAGACUUGUGUAGUCGUCUGAAGUGAAAUUGCGGUGUAUCAUUUAUAAUUAGGUCAUUUGAAGCUCGGAGUAACAUAGAGUUAUUGUCAUGACUGCCAUUUAUCCCUCAUAGCACCAAACACAGGAAUGUAAAAGUGAGGAGCUUCCAAUGCCAAAUCAUCAUUUAUCCCUCGCAGCACCAAACACAGGAAUGUCAAAGUUAGGAGCUUCCAACGACAAAUCAUCAUUUAUCCCUCGCAGCACCAAACACAGGAAUGUCAAAGUGAGGAGCUUCCAAUGCCAAAUCAUCGUUUAUCCCUCGCAGCACCAAACACAGGAAUGUCAAAGUGAGGAGCUUCCAAUGCCAAAUCAUCGUUUAUCCCUCGCAGCACCAAACACAGGAAUGUCAAAGUGAGGAGCUUCCAAUGCAAAAUCAUCAUUUAUCCCUCGCAGCACCAAACACAGGAAUGUCAAAGUGAGGAGCUUCCAAUGCAAAAUCAUCAUUUAUCCCUCGCAGCACCAAACACAGGAAUGUCAAAGUGAGGAGCUUCCAAUGCCAAACCAUCGUGAGCGCUCUCACUAAGAACAGCGCGUUCAGUCAGAAUUCAGCGGUCAGCUCGAGGAUGGAGUCGGUUGUCUGUUGUCCCUGACGAAUCUGUGUUUGUCCGCGCGAACUAACGAAGACAAGCCGAAAGCUGCGCAAGCCGCGAAAAACUACAACGUUCAACGGAGAAACUUUUAAAAGAACUUGUAAAACUUCUCAAAUCCUGAAUCGUGUAAGUCCAGCCGCUGGCUUCUUGAGCACGAUGACCUUAUUAAGAAAUCAACAACUUUUCAGAUUUGGCCGUCAAUGGAAAGCGCAAAAAUAAAGCUGAAUUUCAGGAGCCGGUUUGCGCGUGACUGACUGCCUUAUCUGAAGAGCGCGCCAGCAAACUAUAUGGGAGAUAUAGACGUAGUCAUCAAUCUGCUUUAAGACUUUGAUGUAAUUUCGUUUUAAAUGCUUUUUUGCCAUCAUCUUUUAGGGAAGCUGGUAGCUCAUUCCAUAGUCUUGCGCCAAGCCUGGAAAAUGAUUUGUAUUGGAGCUGGAGUUUUGCAUGUUUGAUAUAGAAAUUAUUAGAUGUCGAUGAUCUAGUGUUAUAUGAAUGAACUUUUUUAGUAUCUGUGAAAAGUUCGACAAUGUUGGUGCUAUACAAUUUCGAACAUCAUGCAUAAGGUUGCAUAUUUUUUUCGAAAUAAAGAAAAUUUAUUGGUAGAAUAUCUGCAUCAAGGAAGAGCGGGACUGCAUGGUCUCAUCGUUUAGCAAAGUAUAUGAAUCGCAGAGCUCGCUUUUGCAAUAAAAGAAUUUUAUUCGUAUGACAUUUGUCAGCCGAUCCCCAAACUGAUAUUGCGUAAGAUAUAUAUGGCUCAAUUAAGGACUUGUAUAUUUGUAAAAGUACAUUGCGUGGAAGAAAAUGUCUAAUUUUUUCGAUAAGUCCAACUGUUUUACUUAUUUUAGUUGUAAUUUGAUUUAUAUGAUUUUUAAAGGAGAGAUUCUCAUCAAGAAGCAUUCCGAGAUACUUGACAAAAUUCUUACACUCAAGGCUCGAUCUAGAUUUUUUAUCAUUAUCGAAUAUCUUUAUUUUUGGUUUAAAAGGAAGCAGUUUUUGGUAAGGGCGAAAUAUAACAUAAUUCGAUUUCUUAAUAUUUAAAGUCAGUUUGUUAGCUGUUAACCAUUCAUAUACAUUAUUAAGUUCAUUAUUUAUGACAGUCUCUAGAGAGUUUAAGUUUUUGUCGGCGUAUAAAAUGUUAGUGUCAUCGGCAAAGAGGAAAAAGCUGAAUUUAGUCGACGAGUACUGAAUAUCAUUGACGUAUAUCAAGAAGAGCAGUGGGCCCAAUAUAGACCUCUGGGGCACUCCACAGUCUACAUAAUUCUGUUCAGAAACAAAACCAUUCAGCUCUGUAGUCUGUCUUCGAUUUCUUAAGUAAGUUGCAAACCAGUUCGAUAUUAUUCCGCGAAAGCCAUAGUGUUGAAGUUUCUCCAAUAGAAUAUCAUAUUCAAUAGGAUACUAUCUUUGUUCGAGUAAGAAAGGAAUUUUCUAGCGAAUGGCCUCGUGCUCUCCAAUGUGUAACUUUUUUGACACCCAACCUUAUUGAAAAAUUGUUUUCAGGCGUAUUAUGGGUUCCUUAGACCUGGAAAUGUUUUGUUUGGCUUUGGGGAAAAAAGACUUAUAAAAAUAAAAUAACAAUGGGUGAGGAGUUUGCUAACCUGGUUCAAAAGCUUCGAACGUCUCUCUAUUUAGUGGCCAACGAGCCAUGUCUCAAGCUCGCUGGCCACUAAAUAGAGACACGUUCGAAGCUCAGGAACCCGGGUAGGAACUUGCCCGCAUCUCUGUCAAUGUGGCCUAAAAAUAGCAACUGAGUUGAAAUGGAUAUAUUAGCAUUAAUAGUCAAAUACUGUCCUUCUCGCGCACUUCGAUCUUCUUCAAAAAGUCAGAUCAAGGUGCCUACCACUUAAACAUCUAAUUAUGGUGACCGAGCCUUUUUUGUAUGCGCGCCUAAACUUUGGAAUUACAUUACUUGAUGUGCUUAUGAAGGUCAUUUAUGACUUUGAUGAAUCCUUGAGUAUCCGGGUUUGGUGAUGUUUUUAGUUUGCAUUUCUGAUGUUUUGGAGUUGGGUCUAUAUUUUACGGGAUUCCUGGGGCGCUGUGGUAAUGGAUGUGUUAAUCUAGUCACUCCUGGAGAUGUUUAUUUUAUUUCGUGAUAGAAGGUUUUUAGAACGCCUACCAUAAAUACACAAUCAUUCAUCUAAUUAGUUUAAAUCGUUUACCUAUAUCAUGAUUAUGUAUGUUUUAAUUUUUAUCCAGACAUCUUCCCCUUUGAAGGAUCAAACUGAUGGGCAAGAAAAAGAGGGAGCUAAUAACAAAGUUUUGUCAGUAUUUGUUGGAGGUAUUGUUUGGGGUACGUUAAUUUUUCAUUGCAAAUCCAAUAGAAUUUACGAAAAUAAAUUAUCAAGAUAAAAGACUGUUUAGCUUGUUUUACUUCGCGCAGCAGAUGUCACGUUAAUAAUCAAGGGUGUUGGGCUUGUGGCAGGAUGGAUGUGGGAAGAAUUUACAAUCUUCACGCAUUUUAUUUGCUAAUCCCAUGGCUGAUAGUAGCGUUUGGAAAUGCCAUAUUACGACUGGAGCAUAGCAAACUUGGUCAUUACGUCAGAUUUGUUGAUAAGCGACUAAACGAAUCAAUUAUAGCCACGCAUCACGUGAUGUGUCACAUAGACUGCGCUAUGCUCUGCACCAGUCAAGCUCGAUGCCUCUCGUUCAACCACGGAAUCGUACCAGAUGGCCAAGAUGUUUGUGAACUCUUGUCCUCCGAUGGGUACAGCCAUGGAGCGUUAAACAGACUGCAGGAGAACUCUUCCUUUUCCUUCUAUAGGGAAAACGAAGCCAUGGAAAGUCGGAGUUGCCUGGAUUAUCUAAAGCGAGGGAGAACAGAAGACGGAAUUUAUCUCAUCCAUACUCCAGGGGUGGGACAUCUGCACGAAGUCUUCUGUGACUUCUCUACUGAACCAGGGUGGGCGUGGACACUGCUCGUAUCCUUCGCACGGAAGCAUCGAAACAAGGACUCCUUUUGCACAGUGGGGUACACGCUAGACAGUCCAUCAAACGAAGAGACACCGAAUAUGGAAGACUUCAGAUUCUCAAAGCAACGCAUGACAGCUAUACGCGACCACUCGACGCACCUCCGAGCCACCACCAAUUACAAACCGGGGAGCGCCCUGUCGUAUAGAGACUACAUCCGCGGAAAGAUUUCCAACCUCGAUUUGACCAGUUUUACAGGAAGAAAUUAUUGUAAGAAGGUAGAUUUUAUCAGUAUUCGCGGUAUUGAGGGGCGCGAUAUUCUGGUUUCUUUCUGGCAAAAUCUAAGACAACCACUACACAUUGACCCGUAUUUUGCAACCUGCCCUUUUAAUGCAAAACAAGGAAGUCAGAAUAAUGAGAAUAACUUUGGCAAUUAUUGUCCUGAUGGAGAAAUGAGUACAGGGUUCAGUGGGUCUGCGACGGAGGAAAGUACCACCCAGUGGUGGUUUGGGGGCAAUGCUUAUCAUUAAAUUACCAUUUUGAAGCCCGUAACUAAGGGGGUGAUAGUGAGGGAGGGGGAAUGCUUAUCGUUAAAUGACCAUUUUGAAGCCCGUAACUAAGGGGGUGGUAGUGUGGGAGGGGAAUGCUUAUCAUUAAAUGGCCAUUGUUAAGCCCGUAACUAAGGGGGUGAUAGUGAGGGAGGGGGAAUGCGUAUCAUUAAAUGACCAUGUUGAAGCCCGUAACUAAGGGGGUGGUAGUGUGGGAGGGGAAAUGCUUAUAAUUAAAUAGCCAUUUUAAGGGCCGUAACUAAGGGGGUGGUAGUGUGGGAGGAGAAUGCUUAUCAUUAAAUGACCAUUUUAAAGCCCGUAACGAAGGGGGUGGUAAUGUGGGAGGGGAAUGUUAUCAUUAAAUAGCCAUUGUUAAGCCCGUAACUAAGGGGUGAUAGUGUGGGAGGGGGAAUGCUUAUCAUUAAAUAGCCAUUGUUAAGCCCGUAACUAAGGGGGUGGUAGUGGGGGAGAGGAAUGCUUAUCAUUAAAUAGCCAUUGUUAAGCCCGUAACUAAGGGGGUGGUAUUGAGGAAGAGGAAUGCUUAUCAUUAAAUGACCAUUUUGAAGCCCGCAACUAAGGGGGUGGUAGUGUGGGAGGGGAAAUGCUUAUAAUUAAAUAGCCAUUUUAAGGCCCGUAACUAAGGGGUUGGUAGUGUGGGGGAGGAAUGCUUAUCAUUAAAUAGCCAUUGUUAAGCCCGUAACUAAGGAGGUGGUAGUGAGAAAGAGGAAUGCUUAUCAUUAAAUGACCAUUUUGA